Messenger RNA from Cantharellus anzutake, 1953 nucleotides. RefSeq lists its product as uncharacterized. The transcript is spliced from 3 exons. The record is from RefSeq and is a predicted model, not a curated record. Lineage: Eukaryota; Fungi; Basidiomycota; Agaricomycetes; Cantharellales; Hydnaceae. Bases 74 to 1564 code for a protein of 496 amino acids.
CUGAAGAGUGUGUUGCUUCCUACUUCAAAGUCCCAAGUCAGCCCUGAGGCAUUCUGAGACUCACCUGAGCUAAAUGACGUCGGGAUACUAUGCUUGUCCCUGGCACGACUGCCGGCUAUUCUUUGACGACACUGUGCAGCUCUCGGACCAUCUUGACAGUCACCUCAGAACGCACAAGCCUGUAAAGCGACGGGACCUUCCUCAAUGGAGAAUGACUUAUAUGGGUGGUUCUACUCCAUCUUUUGACACUUACUUAAACAUCUCAACACAAACACUAACCUCAACUCCACAAUCAAGCGUAGCGGUAUCGACUCGCAUAGAAAUUUCACCCGAUACAGCCACAGCAGGAAAUGACGGUAACGAUGCGUCUGCGCGUCCCAUGACACCAAUUAGCCAGCCACCUGAAGAACCAUUUUCUUCCGAAAGACUUGUGUCAGGCGUGCAGGAACCGGUAGUCUUUCUCCCUGAAAGCUCGGUAUCGCACCCACCCCCACCUCAAUCAACAGAGGGCUUGAGAUCCCCGGUCUCAAUAGCCUGCGAUUCCGAGAGAAAUGGGUCAUCCAAAAAGGCCCGCUUUGUUGUCCUCAGUGAAGCGAGUGACGCCAGCCCCGUAGGCUUUGACCCUGGCCCCUUGGAGAGCCCGUCACCAGGAACCCUUUUCCGAGGCAUACUACCCUCUUCCGUGAAUGCUGAUUCGCCCAGUGAUGCCCCAGACGACACCACAAGGUCGUCGAAUCCUCGCCUAACUAUCUCGACUCCUUCCCCUAAAUCCUAUGCUGAGUUCUGGGACAAGAUGAGUUCUCUGGAGUCUCCAAGUCUCGCUUUGCUUCGCAAGGCUCGGGGGUUGGAUUCCCUUGAUACUGAGAACACAAGUCGCAGAAAUGAAGCACGGGCCACCCGUCCUCGCCCUCCAUCACCUUGGACAUCCUUGGGGUUCCCGCUGAUGGGGUACGAUAAAUUUCCACCUGAAGCGCCAUCCGCGUCACGCCCCAAUGACACCAGGCCUUCACCACCUGCUCUGAAGACACCCCCCUUUGUCCUAUCUCAUACGCAUGACCAUUCAAGCACAAAUGGUCCUUCUCAGUCUGCUGCGCCGACUCGGCCUUCUCCUAGCUCAAACGCAGCGAGAGACAGUAAUUUAUCAAAGAAUCCUACAAUCAAUGGUUUUUCAAACCCUUCUUCUGUGCCAUUUCUAUCGAAGCAGCCCCGUAACUUCGAACGGGUAGACUCCGAGUCCAGGAAAGGGCUUGACAACCCUAGCAUACCCUCUCCACAGUCCGGCAGGAUGCCUGGAAGUUCACUCAAGGAUGAUUCGAUUCCCCAUGAUUCGCGGGCGACCGAUGCGUCUCCCGGGGAUCUUCCUGUUCCUCCGACGGCGUCCACAAUCAAUUCUUCUGAGCCCACAUCCUCACAGAGGGUUGGUGCAAUCCCCACAUUUGACUUCGGAAUUGAUAAUGCUCAUGCCCAUGACUAUGAAAUGAGGGAUAUUGCAGGUGCCACUAAGGUCGGUUGGGAUAGCAUAUUGACACAACCCCUCCCCCCAAGCAACUCUAGCGGCUGGUAGUAAGGCACCGUAAUGGCGUCCCCAUAUCUAGUUCGCAUAUACCUGUUGGACCUCAUUUCGUAGCUCAACUAUUUCAUGGCUUUCACGACGUUAGUCAUGCUAAUUAACCAGUACACGCAAAUCACUGUAAUUGUGACAUUUUUAUUAGAAUCGCAGCCAUCGGUAUGAUCCUCCAUCACAGCUUUUGCGUUGUCUCGUCUGUCUCUGGGGGGAGCUCGACGAUCUGCUCAUAUCCAUAGUAUUGAGGGAGGUUUAGUUGGUACUUCUUCUCCAGUUCUCUGUAAAAAUACGUUAACCCAUCUGCAUGGCAUUGGAACAUCCAGCAAGUUGGACUCGACGCACCGGCUAACGAAUCUCCCACCCAGAUAGUGCCUCCCCUUAAACCCUUU